Molecule: messenger RNA, 966 nt
Organism: Danaus chrysippus (African queen)
Lineage: Eukaryota; Metazoa; Arthropoda; Insecta; Lepidoptera; Nymphalidae
Source: the annotation of a GenBank genome assembly
AUGACGGCGCCACGCGAUCGACGCCACGACGACAAUGUCGAACUGUUGCCGCUUAAAUCCAUGCUUGUUAAUAAUAAUUACAGGGAAGAUGAAGCUUACUAUCCCCCGGCAUCAGCUAUCAACAAUAAUCCGUCGAGUUCCAACCUGUACGACUACACGCUCCUCUCAAAACGUACACCGGCUUCCAAACGUCUGUUGAGGUCAGCUCAGCCGGCUCCCACACCACUGUUGACACUCCUGGGUGCUCCGCCCCCGUCCCGCAAGAGAGAAGAGCUGACCGCACUCGCCAACUUGAGGAAGAAAGUCGCUCCAGCAUUGCUACGACAAGACAGGUCAUCAAAGAUCGAUCAGCAUAAAGAUGACAACGAGACCGAACAACUUGAUAACAGGCCGAGGCUAUUACAAAGGGUGCUACAAAGCCGUCCAGUGAGUAUGGUGGUCCAGUGGAGCGAGGUCCGCACGGCCUGGCAGGACAGCGACUUCAUCACGGAGUGUCUGUGCUGGCACAACGUGUACAGGCAGCGACACGGGGCGCCGCAACUAUAUAUGGCGCCCGAGUUGUGCGACUACGCCCAAGCGUGGGCUAAUCAUUUGGCCCACACCAACAAGUUCCACUAUAGAAACGACCGUGACGUCGGACAAAACCUUUACCAGCGACCAGUCAGCGACAUACAGCCUGAUGUCACCGGCCAGGAGGUGUCAUCGUACUGGUACGCCGCAGUCCGUCAAUAUAACUUCUUCAAGGAGUCAGACGUUUUACAUGCAAAUGUUAACGCAGGUCAUUUCACCCAAAUGGUGUGGGUGGCAACUCGAUUCUUCGGAGUGGGUAAAGCCAGAUCCCGUGCGGGCAAGGUGAUAGUGGUAGCCAACUAUUCACCGCCGGGUAAUAUGUCCGGACAGUUCGAGACCAACGUGCUUCCCCCAACACCGGACACCUUCCCGGACCUGCCUCCGCCGGAACACUGA